Messenger RNA from Mytilus californianus (California mussel), 502 nucleotides. Its product is annotated as mitochondrial import receptor subunit TOM22 homolog. NCBI's taxonomy places the organism in Eukaryota, Metazoa, Mollusca, Bivalvia, Mytilida, Mytilidae. The record is from RefSeq and is a predicted model, not a curated record. The coding region runs from base 98 to 487 and encodes 129 amino acids. Gene Ontology annotation, cellular component: mitochondrial outer membrane. Gene Ontology annotation, biological process: intracellular protein transport. The transcript is spliced from 3 exons.
UUAUCCGUAAACAGUAUAUAUUCGCAUCAAGUUCUUAAUAACGCUGACAGUAAACUGAUACACGAGUUGUAGCCGAUAUUUUUAAGACAAAAUCAGAAUGUCAACUGAAGGAUCUUCACAAAAACAGAUUCAAGACAUACCUCUCGACGAAGACGAUGAUGACUUAAUGGAUGAAACCGUUGUUGAGAGAUUGGUUGGUUUAACAGAAAUGUUCCCUGAAAGACUUAGAAAUUUCUGCAGUCAAGCUGUCAGUUUAUCAGGAAAAUAUACAAUACAGGGAUAUGGCCUGACCAGAAACUUACUGUGGGUGGCUACAUCUGCUGCAACACUUCUAGUCUUACCUGUUGUGUUUGAAAAAGAAAGGGCUCAACAUCAAGAACAACAAAGACAACAAGAGAGACAGAUAUUGCUGGGACCAAAUGCAGCUAUGGGUGGAAGUUCUCCCAUGAUGCCAGGAAUGAUGCCACCAAUGCCACCAACAUCAUGAUAAAAAAUAACAAAA